CAUCUUCGGUCGUUCGUUUAAAUCGAAAGUGUUUAAUUCAUUUUUAUGACUGCCAGUUAUGUGCGUUAUUUAUAAACAUUUGAAUAACAGACAGUAUCAAUGGGACUCAUUUCUAUGCAUUGUGAAAUUAUGAAGCCGGGCGAGUCGCGCCGCGGUUCGCGCGCCAGCCUGUUCGCUACUGAAGUGAUGGGCAGCGUCAGUGUUCCGAAUUUAAGCAUCGAUCAGAUUACAGAGAUCGAAGCGGCGGAGGCGUGCAAGUGGCUGAGAGCGGCCGGCUUCCCUCAGUAUGCCCAGAUGUACGAAGACCUCCAGUUCCCCAUAGACGUGUCAGGCGUCCAGAACGACCACCCGUUCCUGGACGCAGAUUCUCUCCAGUCGCUGUUCCGGCGGCUGACGGCGCUCAACCGCUGCGCCAACAUGAAGCUGGAGCACCACCAUCAUCAGAAGAGAUCGAACGACUCGGAUGACGACCAGUGCGCGUUGAGCGACAAAUGGCAGUACGAGAGGAAGUCGCGGCGCUGGUCGCGGGUGGUGGAGAUCACGCCGCAGGCGCAGCGGAGGCUACAGGUGAUAGCAGCGAGAGCGUUAGCGGAGAGGGAAGCAAGAGAAGCGAGGGGGGAGCUGGAGGAUGAUGAGGACGAGACCCUCCCCACCAUCAGGGUGGGGCUGGUGGACGCGGAGGGGCACUACACAGACGUGGAGCCAGACUUAUUAACAAUCCCAGGCCAGACCAUGAUACAGUUACCAAGCGACAAAGAAGAUGAAGAAGACACGGGGACCCGAUUCAGACGGACUGGUUCCGAACGCCUCCGAGACGGUGCCAAAGCCUUACUCAGACGAGUAGAAUCCCUCAAAACUAGAAGAAGAAAACGCCAGAACAGAACAGAAGUCAUCGUCUCAUCGCCCCAUUUUCUAGACGUGCAAGCGGAUAGAUAUCCAGAUUUGAACUACAUAGAUAUGACGCCAACGACGCCUACAGCAUUCCCUUUUCCAGACUUCAAUAGUUCACCAGCUCACGCGCCUGCGAUCAGAACGCAACCUCCUUCCCCCAUGACCGUAAUGCCUCCAUCACCUAUAGCACCUCUAGAACAAUCGUUUGUUUUAAACGCUCCUUUUGGAGAUGACAGCUCAAGUUACGCAUCCGACGGCAGCAUGGGCUCUAGCAAUAAAAGUUCAAAGUCAAAAUUAGGAAGAGCAAAAAGGAUAUUUCAUAGAGGAAUCAAGAAUGAUGACUCGAGCGCGUUGAGUGAUUCGGAGUGUCAGCCGGCUAGUUGGAGACACAAUUACUAUAAGGAUCAUAAUACUCAUCAUAAUACAGAGGUAUACGUAGAACCCCCAUCGCCAGUGGAGCUGAAGCCGGACCCGGAGAUCCUUCGGGAGGUGCAGAAGUCGCCGGGACACACGGCGCACCGGCGGCAGGCCAUCAGGACCAGUUCACUUAACCUGGGGAAGGAUGGACAGAAAUUCCGCGACCGGAGCCUGAAGAGAGACAAGUCAGCGUCGCGCAGCUCAGAACUGGAGGGCAGCCCGCACUCGGCCGGCUCGCGCUCGCACGACGGCGACCAGGACGAUGAUGAUGACAGCCUCGAUAUUAAGACCAAGAAAAACAAUAUCCAAAGAUGGUACUCGUUCAGGACGAGUGCACUGAACGGCGGUCCGAAGGCCAACAACACGCUGCAGCCCACCACCCCCACCCAGAAGGACCCUGAAGCAUACCUAUCCAGGCCGAUGUCGUCGCUGUCGUGCGGGCAGCUCCACAUCUUGCGCAAGCUGGCGCUGCUGCGGCUGACGGCGUGCAUGGAGCGCUACUGCCCCUCGCACAAGUCCGGCUGGAACUGGGAGCUGCCAAAGCUGAUCCGGAAGAUCAAGACUCCAGACUACAAAGACAAAACAGUAUUCGGUGUUCCACUCACCGUGUCGCUACAAAGGACGGGUCACUCGUUACCGAAGCCCAUACAGUGCGCGCUCAGCUGGCUGAAAAACAAUGCUUUAGAUCAGAUGGGCAUAUUCCGCAAAGCGGGCGUCAAAUCCCGAAUAGCGAAACUCCGAAGUACCGUUGAAUCAGCCGGCGCAUCCAACGCAGCCUUCGCGAUAGAAAACAUGAACACGGUGGCGCCGGAGCAGUCGAGCCUCAGCUUCGACGGCGCGCAGGCGCACGACGUGGCUGAUAUGGUCAAGCAGUACUUUAGAGAGCUGCCCGAUGCGCUGCUCACUAAUAAACUAAGCGAGACGUUUAUCGCGAUAUUCCAACAUGUGCCUGAACCUUUGAGGCCAGACGCUGUCCAGUGCGCGCUGUUGCUGUUACCAGAGGAACAUUUAGAAGCUUUACAUUCUUUACUUAUUUUCCUUUAUGAGGUGUCGGAGCACGCGGGCGUGAACCAGAUGACGGCGUCGAACCUGGCCGUGUGCCUCGCGCCCACGCUGCUGCGCCUGCACCACGCGCCGCCCGCCACCGGCUCCACCAAGGAGGGCAACUCCAACAGGAUGGUGAUAGAGAGCGUGGCGGACCAGCGGCAGAUCAGCGAGAGCCGCGCGGCGCACGCGUGCCUGCUGCUGCUCAUACAGCGACACGCCACGCUUUUCUUGGCGCCCGCCGACAUGCUCGCGCGGUGUAAGUUCAACUACUUCGAGGAGAGCGUGCCGGGUAUAAGGCAUCAGCAACAGGGUGUUAGGCAGAGGCAUGCCACGCUGUUCCUGGCGCCCGCAGAAUACAACUACUUUGAGGAGAGCGUGCCGAAACAAAUCAGCGAGAGCCGCGCGGCGCACGCGUGCCUGCUGCUGCUCAUACAGCGGCACGCGACGCUGUUCCUGGCGCCCGCCGACAUGCUCGCGCGGUGCAAGUUCAACUACUUCGAGGAGAGCGUGCCGGUAGCGCUAGAAGAAUUAGGGGCAGACUUUAAUCAAGACUGGAAGGGUUUUCAGCAAGCCUGCAUCAAAGCUUUACUAAAAGAAGCCAAAGAAAAGACUCGUGGUUGGAUGUCAGUGUCAGGAGCCGCGCCUCACGUGGAGCUGUGCUGCAAGAAAGUGGGCGAUGGACACCCGCUGAGGCUCUGGAGAGCUACCACUGAUGUUGAGGCGCCUCCGCAGGAGGUCAUGCAGAGGAUACUGCGUGAGCGUCACAUCUGGGACGACUCGCUGGUGAAGUGGCGCGUGGUGGAGAAGCUGGGCUCCAACGCGGAGGUGUUCCAGUACGUCACCGCCUCCAGCAUCAACCUGCCCGCCCGGGACUACUGCGUGCUCAGUACACGAGUAGUACACAUCUGGGACGACUCGCUGGUGAAGUGGCGCGUGGUGGAGAAGCUGGGCUCCAACGCGGAGGUGUUCCAGUACCUCACCGCCUCUAGCAUCAACCUGCCCGCCCGGGACUACUGCGUGCUCAGUACACGAGUAGUACACAUCUGGGACGACUCGCUGGUGAAGUGGCGCGUGGUGGAGAAGCUGGGCUAUAACGCGGAGGUGUUCCAGUACGUCACCGCCUCUAGCAUCAACCUGCCCGCCCGGGACUACUGCGUGCUCAGUACACGAGUAGUACACAUCUGGGACGACUCGCUGGUGAAGUGGCGCGUGGUGGAGAAGCUGGGCUCCAACGCGGAGGUGUUCCAGUACAUCACUGCCUCUAGCAUCAACCUGCCCGCCCGGGACUACUGCGUGCUCAGGUCAUGGCAGCAAGGCGGUGGCGGCGGCGGCGGCGGCGGCUGGUGCGCGGUGGCCGAGACGUCUGUGGCCCACGCGGCGUGCGCGGCGGCCGCGGGCGCGGGCGCGGGCGCGCGGGGGGUGGUGCUCGCGUCGCGGUACUUGGCGCAGCCAGCGGGGAAGGGACGCAGCCGUCUUGUGCAUCUGGCGAGGGUGGACACAAUGGGCCGCACACCGGAGUGGUACAACAAGUGCUACGGGCACGUGUGCGCGCUACAACUGGCUCGAAUCCGCGCGUCCUUCAAGCACAACACCGACGGGCCCGAGUCCAACGUGUGAUGCGCGCCCCGGGGCCGCCUGCCCCGGCCGGAGCCCUGACUCAGUGGAACCACUAGUGUACAGUGUAUUAUGGAGAACCUGCCUUGCCCGAAGCCCUAACUCUCUUCAACGCUACAGUUAUUGUACAGUGAUAUGGACAGUUGAUAUAGGUGUCAUCUCCAUGGCCUGGAGUGAUGAAGGGAGGUACCAUCUGGUUAACUCGAUUCGUUAGCUAUUACAGGUAUCAUCUCUAAUACGAGCUGGCCCUAUGGCAAAAAGCCCCGUACAA
Messenger RNA from Ostrinia nubilalis (European corn borer), 4240 nucleotides. RefSeq names its product rho GTPase-activating protein 7 (gene cv-c). The record is from RefSeq and is a predicted model, not a curated record. The transcript has 26 exons. Bases 100 to 3972 code for a protein of 1290 amino acids. Lineage: Eukaryota; Metazoa; Arthropoda; Insecta; Lepidoptera; Crambidae. Gene Ontology annotation, molecular function: lipid binding; GTPase activator activity. Gene Ontology annotation, biological process: regulation of Rho protein signal transduction; actin cytoskeleton organization; signal transduction.